Pieris macdunnoughi is the source of this 417-nucleotide messenger RNA. Lineage: Eukaryota; Metazoa; Arthropoda; Insecta; Lepidoptera; Pieridae. The record is from the annotation of a GenBank genome assembly.
AUGUCGUGGAAUUUUUUAAUGACAAUCAAACCUCUUUCACCUUUUUUAGACAUAGUUCGACACGCUAGUAAGAAAACUGGAGGCAGUACAAGAAAUACAAACUGUAAAGUUAAACCGAAGCACAGAGGCUGGAAAGUUCAAGAUGGACACAAUGUGCAAGCAGGACAUAUUUUAGCUACUCAAAGAAACCUAAGAUUCCAUCCAGGUUUAAAUGUUGGAAUGGGGCGUAAUGGCACAUUGUUUGCUAUGGAACCUGGGAAAGUUGUGGUGACAUGUGAAAAAUUUGAACCAAAUUGGGAGCAUACAUGGGUUCAAAGAAUUUAUAGUGGAAGAGGUGACCAAGUAAUUUUUAAGAAGUAUUUUAAUAUCAUACCUAAACCACAACAUAACAGAUUUAAGUUAAUCGAGGAAAUGUAA